Messenger RNA from Saccharomycopsis crataegensis, 3435 nucleotides. RefSeq names its product DEAH-box ATP-dependent RNA helicase. Gene Ontology annotation, molecular function: ATP hydrolysis activity; RNA binding; RNA helicase activity. Lineage: Eukaryota; Fungi; Ascomycota; Saccharomycetes; Ascoideales; Saccharomycopsidaceae. Gene Ontology annotation, biological process: spliceosomal complex disassembly. The record is from RefSeq and is a predicted model, not a curated record. The coding region runs from base 1 to 3435 and encodes 1144 amino acids. Gene Ontology annotation, cellular component: intracellular anatomical structure; catalytic step 2 spliceosome. The transcript has a single exon.
AUGGCACAGGAAAUUAUCCUAAAAGCAGUGCUAACCGAGCUCAAGAACCUCACGCCACUUGCCGAUGAGUCCAUGGCAGAGUUCCUUUUGUCGAUCCAUGAAGAUUCCAAAAAUUUGGCCGCUUUCCAACGUAACCUUAAGGAAAAUGAUGCACCAUUUGAAGAGGAUUUCAUUGAAAAAAUAGAUAAGGUCAUCAAUGGGUUUAAAAUAAAAAGGGAGGUAAAACAAGAGAUCCCUGAAAUAAAAUUGGAACAGACCACAAAGUAUCAAGAACCAAACCAGGAGAAACAAGAACAACAACACGCUUCGGGAGUAAAUAAACGCCAAAGGUUUAUAAAGGAUGAAGAUGAUGACGUUGACGAAUAUGGAAGAAAUAGGAGAAUAAAAUAUGAACAUGAUGAAGUCGAUGAAUAUGGAAGAAGUAGGAGAAUGAAAUAUGAAAAUGAUGAAGUUGAUGAAUAUGGAAGAAAAAGGAGAACGAAACACGAACGUGAUAAUGAUGAUCACCACUCUGAAAAUCUGACAUACCAAGCCAGAGACAAUAAAGUUGACGAAUAUGGAAGGAAUCUAAACUCAAAAUAUGAACGAGAUCAUCUAUCUAUCAAUAAUAACACCAACCAACACCAGCCCAGUCGUUCUGCAAAGCCAGACAAAGAGGCAAUUGAAGGAAAAAUAUACCAUGGUCGAGUCACCAAGAUUACCAACUAUGGCGCCUUCAUCCAACUUGAUGGGAUUGUGUCUCAUAGAGGAAGAUCUCAAAGUGGUUUAUGUCAUAUUUCUCAAUUCUCAAAUAUUAGAAUAGAUCAUCCUAGUGAUGUGGUUAGUGCCAAUGAAACGGUAUUUGUCAAGAUCACGAAAAUUGACAACAAGGGCAUUAGUUUAACCAUGAAGAAUAUUGACCAAAAUACUGGUAACGAAGUCAUUGAUGAACCGCAGCGUGGAAGGACCACCGAGAAAACUUUCCGGCCAAAGCGAAAACUCACUUCCCCUGAGCGUUGGGAACUUCGUCAAUUAGUAGCGUCUGGGGCAAUCUCCGCCAAGGAACUCGGAGACGUUGGUGAGGAUUUGAACGAUUUCAUCACUUCGGAAACCGGCGGGAGUUUGAAUCUUGCUGAUGAUGUGGAAAUUGAUAUCGAGGUCCAUCAAGACGAACCAAGAUUCCUUGAAGCUGAGAAAAAUUUUUUGAAAAAAAGUGGCGAUAACAGCGAUAUUGCCAGUCUCAAAAUUAUACCAAAGCCUGAAGGAAGUUUGAAUCGGGCAGCGAUGACUGGUAGUCAAUUAGCCAAAGACUUGAAAGAAAAGAAAUUGAAAGCCCUUAGGGAAAAAAGACUCAAGCAAAUAAAGAAAAAAACAGAUGAUCCAUUGCUGAACAAGGACGGAGAUGCUAAUGAUGAUGAUGAUGAAUUACUCAGUGAAUGGCAGAAGGCAAACAAGAAACUGAAGAUUUCUUACGGUAAGAAGAGUGAUAUGUCCAUUGCUGAACAGCGAAAAUCAUUACCGGUAUUCAAAAUGCGGUCGCAGCUUUUGGAUCUUGUGGACGAAAAUCAGUUUUUAGUGAUUGUGGGAGAGACUGGGUCUGGUAAGACCACUCAAUUGACUCAAUAUCUCAUGGAAGAUGGUUAUUCACGUCGUGGGGUCAUUGGAUGUACCCAACCUAGAAGAGUGGCCGCAAUUUCUGUUGCUAAAAGAGUUUCUGAAGAGGUUGGGUGUAAACUAGGUCAUCAAGUGGGUUAUAAAGUUAGGUUCGAUGAUAAGUAUGGCCCAGAUACCGAAAUCAAAUAUAUGACCGAUGGGAUGUUACAAAGAGAAGCGCUUAUUGACCCUAACAUGUCUAAGUAUUCGGUUAUCAUGCUUGAUGAAGCCCACGAAAGAACCAUCGCCACCGACGUUUUGUUUGCAUUAUUGAAAAAAGCCGCUAGAAAUAGACCGGAUUUGAAGAUCAUUGUAACUUCUGCCACCUUGGAUUCUGAUAAGUUUUCCAGGUAUUUUAAUGAUUGUCCGGUUUUGAAAAUUCCUGGAAGAACCUUCCCGGUAGAAAUCAUGUAUACCAAAGAACCAGAACUUGAUUAUUUGGCCGCAUGUCUUGACACUGUUUUACAAAUCCAUGUCGUUGAAGGUCCGGGGGACAUUCUUGUAUUUUUAACGGGUCAAGAGGAAAUUGACACUGCUUGUGAAGCGCUUUAUGAUAAAGUCAAAGCUUUGGGCUCCUCGGUUCCAGAACUUAUAAUUUUACCGGUUUAUUCUUCUUUACCAUCGGAAGUCCAGUCAAGAAUCUUUGAACCUACUCCUAAAGGUUCCAGAAAAUGCGUAAUUGCCACCAAUAUUGCUGAGACUUCUAUUACUAUUGAUGGUAUAUAUUACGUUAUUGACCCAGGGUUUGUGAAAAUCAAUGCAUAUGAUCCUAAACUUGGGAUGGACUCUCUAGUUGUUUCUCCAAUUUCUCAAGCUCAAGCAAACCAAAGAGCCGGUAGAGCUGGACGUACCGGUCCAGGGAAAUGCUAUCGAUUAUUCACGGAAAGUGCGUUCAAGAAUGAAAUGUCACCAAAUACUAUUCCAGAAAUUCAAAGGCAAAAUCUAUCCACGACAAUUCUUAUGUUGAAAGCGAUGGGAAUUGAUGAUUUGAUAAAUUUCGAAUUUAUGGACCCACCACCGAUGCGGACCCUAAUGGUUGCGUUAGAAGAAUUAUUUAAUUUGUCAGCCCUUGAUCAAGAUGGCAACUUGACGAAACUUGGUAACAAAAUGGCGGAUUUCCCAAUGGACCCAGCCCUUGCUAAAUCAUUGAUCGUUUCCAGUGAUCUUCAUUGUUCCGAUGAGCUUACAACCAUUGUUGCCAUGCUUUCGGUGCAAACUAUUUUCUACAGACCUAAACAUAAACAACAGCAGGCGGAUUUAAAGAAAUCGAAAUUCCACAGUACCCAAGGUGAUCAUCUAACAUUACUUAACACUUACAAUGCCUGGGCGCAAAAUGAUUAUAGUCGAACCUGGUGUGAGGAAAAUUACAUUCAAGAACGGUCACUCAAAAGAGCAAGGGAUGUCCGGAAUCAAUUGAUCAAGAUUUUCCUCAAAUAUAAGCAUUCGGUUUCCAGUUGUGGGAGAGACUAUGAUCGGAUCAGGGUGGCGCUUUGUUCAGGAUUUUUCAAGAAUUCCGCAAAGAGAGAUUCUCUGGAACCUGGGGCCUUUAAAACGUUGAUUGAAGAUACUCCGGUGUAUAUGCAUCCAAGUAGUUGUUUGUUUGGGAAACGCUCGGAGUAUGUGAUUUAUCAUACUUUGUUAUUGACCACCAAAGAGUAUAUGCAUUGUGUCACAACAAUUGAACCACAAUGGUUGAUCGAAGUGGCGCCAACGUUCUUCAAAGUUGGGGAUGGUCAGAAAAAGAAGAGCGGCAAGAUUGUUUCUUUAAAAAGGAAUGGUCAUAAGAGAUUAGCUCCUAGAUAA